AUGGCAGGACCCGGAAACGCUCCGUUCAUUAUCAUACCGGUCGUGUUUGCUUCUAUAGUGUUGAUUUUUAUUCUCUGUGCAUGCCUUAACCGCCUGAAGGACGACCGGAGAAAGUCCAAAUUCUUUUCCUCCGCCCAAACUCACGGAGGAGCACACAUGAUGGCGGCUAAUGAUCAUACAGGCGACGAUUUUGUCGGGAUCGACAUGCCUGGGGGAGGCGGAUAUGAUGGUGGUGGCGCAGGAGGAGGAGGCGGAUAUGAUGGUGGUGGCGGAGGCGGAGGAGGAGGCGGUGAUGGAGGUGGAGGUGGAGGUGAUAGUGGCGGCGGAGGAGGUGGUGGUGGAGGUGGAGGCUGCUAA
Impatiens glandulifera is the source of this 357-nucleotide messenger RNA. RefSeq names its product glycine-rich protein DOT1-like. The coding region runs from base 1 to 357 and encodes 118 amino acids. NCBI's taxonomy places the organism in Eukaryota, Viridiplantae, Streptophyta, Magnoliopsida, Ericales, Balsaminaceae. The transcript has a single exon. The record is from RefSeq and is a predicted model, not a curated record.